UGCGUGAGUUUGCAGAGGUCCAUCUGAUAAGGUCUGGUCUUGGGGUGGGGCUUAAAACGUGCAACAAUACUCUGCUGUGAGUGGUUGGAUUGGCUAUCACCAGCCUCUUUGCUUCCAGGGCUCGUCCUCGUAGUGGUCUUCUUGCAGCAAGCUUCGAAGCGCCAGCUUUUUUGGCCCUAUUGCCUUGUUUGUGAGGCAAGAAUAAACCGGCGCCUUGCCAAAACAAGCUACCUCCAGCGUUUUACCCCAGACCAAAUCACGGAAGGCCAUCUGAUGAGCUGCAUCAGCGCCAUUCCAACGCAACACUUCUCCUCAAUAGCUUCUUCGUCCUCCUCUACUCCCCAUUGGCAUCGAGAGCACUUCCGAAAAUAUGGCGACUUCAUCCGCCACUCCGCCAAUCUCUUACACUCGACUGAAGCAGAUCGCGAAUGACGCCUGCCAAAGUGCAUUGGGAAGCACCGAAUUCUACGAGCAUUCGAAGACCGAGGCGUGGAACACAACAAUCAUUAACUCCAUCCUACGCUCGUUGAUCUCCGAGUCCUCUCCUGCUGGCGGAACCCCAUCGUACAAAUAUGCUGUCAACAGCACAAUCAUCCAACACCUUGUGCCUACCUCUACCUUAAACCGAGCCAAAGCAGCCCAAGAGAGUCCGGUGCCCAAGACCGAAGCCACGAUUUCGACGAGCGACAAGAAUGAGGCUACAGGAACGGAUGGGAAGCCUCAUGUUGGCCGGAGAGGAAUGCAUAGCGCAACGGGAGCAUACUGGAACGAGAAGACCGACGGCAUGUGGAGCUUCAAGUAUGAAGGCGGGGAGAAUAAGGGACUCGACGUCGUUAUAUCUGUCAUCUGGAUUUCGAUAUAG
Hyaloscypha bicolor E is the source of this 862-nucleotide messenger RNA. RefSeq lists its product as uncharacterized. The coding region runs from base 371 to 862 and encodes 163 amino acids. Gene Ontology annotation, cellular component: cytoplasm; cytoplasmic dynein complex. Gene Ontology annotation, biological process: microtubule-based movement. Gene Ontology annotation, molecular function: dynein intermediate chain binding. The record is from RefSeq and is a predicted model, not a curated record. NCBI's taxonomy places the organism in Eukaryota, Fungi, Ascomycota, Leotiomycetes, Helotiales, Hyaloscyphaceae. The transcript has 4 exons.